Molecule: messenger RNA, 783 nt
Organism: Fopius arisanus
Lineage: Eukaryota; Metazoa; Arthropoda; Insecta; Hymenoptera; Braconidae
Product: chymotrypsin-2-like
Exons: 4
Coding region: 1-783 (260 amino acids)
Biological process (GO): proteolysis
Molecular function (GO): serine-type endopeptidase activity
Source: RefSeq, a predicted model, not a curated record
AUGUGUCCGUACACGGUUGGAGUCAGUCUGACGAAUCAUAUUUGUGGUGGAAGUGUUCUGGACAAGACCCAUAUCUUGACUGCAGCCCAUUGUGUCAAGCACAUUGGAAAUGAUACAUGGGAUAUUAAAGUCAUCACUAACACCAGCAAUUGGUAUUACAGAAAAAACAAUGAAUUUGGAGUGUCCAAAGCCAUUAUUCACAGAGACUUCAAGGAGGGCCUGCACAACAAUAUAACGAAUCUAGCUGACAUUGCUGUUUUGAAAUUAGAUGCAGAACUUCCUUUGGAGGCGUUGAUGCCUGGGCUGCAGACAGUGAGUCUACCAAAUAGUGCACCUGAGGCCGGGGCAGAUCCGGAGAUCUGUGGUUUUGGAAGAAUCGAUCCGGACGUCUCUGGGCCAUUGAGUUGGAUGUACAAACUACAAAUGAAAACUAUCAGUUUUUCUGAAUGCAGAUUGUCUCUGGGUGAUAGUGGCAGUCCUCUGGUUCAUAAUGGUGAAGUUAUAGGUGUUGCUUCUUGGACGGUGAAGUGCAGUAAUGGAACGCCCCAGGUCUUCACUGAUGUUUUUACCUACAGAGACUGGAUUCAAGAUGCUAUGAACUGGAAUGACACGUCGAAGGCAUCUGCGCACUGGGUAGCUGGCGACAACGUCUGGACAACACUGGACACCCAGGGCGAGGACACUCAAUUAGGGUACCUCACUGAAUUUCAAUUUGAUACAGCUUGCGAGUGCAACUGGGACAACAGCUACACCUUGACACAAGGUGUGAAGAGGAUAACAUGA